Molecule: messenger RNA, 687 nt
Organism: Macadamia integrifolia
Lineage: Eukaryota; Viridiplantae; Streptophyta; Magnoliopsida; Proteales; Proteaceae
Product: gibberellin-regulated protein 12-like
Exons: 4
Coding region: 48-374 (108 amino acids)
Source: RefSeq, a predicted model, not a curated record
AACUUGCUGGCUAAAUUGUCUGUAUUUUCUACACAAAAAGUGAAAAUAUGGCUCGUUUCUCAUUGCUUACUUCUGCCUUUCUCAUUGUAUGUGCCAUGUCCGUCCUUGUGGCAACUGCAAGUGUUCAAUUGACAACCAAGACUGAUGAUACCUAUCAUCCUACUGGUGGAGAAGGAUCUCUUACUCCACAAGAAUGCCCCAAGGCAUGCGAUUAUCGAUGCUCAGCUACCAGUCACAAGGAGCCUUGCUUGUUCUUCUGCAACAUGUGCUGCAAUAAAUGCUUGUGUGUCCCCUCAGGCACAUAUGGGAACAAGGAGGAAUGCCCAUGCUACAACAACUGGACGACACAAGAAGGCAAACCCAAGUGCCCUUGAAGACCUUGAAAUGAAAGAAUUUAGAUAUAAUCUUUUCGUUGCUUAUUGUUGAAUAAAAUUCAAUGGUCUAUUAGUACUCUUAAUAAAGAAGUUUGGGAUGGGAUCUUGGGGUCGGAUUUCCUAAUAUACCCUUGAACUAAAGGAAUGAAUUUGGGGAAAGGAAAUCAAUUAAUAGUGGUCAAUUAAUAUUAUGAAAUUACGUCAAUUACCCUCUAUUAAAAUUGAACUAAACUACGUACUAGGGUGUCUAAUGUCUAGUUACAAAUUUUGUUUGUAACCUGCUCGGUGACAAAUAGAUGAACCCUUUUCUAAA